Molecule: messenger RNA, 3851 nt
Organism: Trichechus manatus latirostris (Florida manatee)
Lineage: Eukaryota; Metazoa; Chordata; Mammalia; Sirenia; Trichechidae
Gene: ZNF10
Product: zinc finger protein 10
Exons: 5
Coding region: 160-1863 (567 amino acids)
Biological process (GO): regulation of DNA-templated transcription
Source: RefSeq, a predicted model, not a curated record
UGGCCAGCUGCCCUGCACGUCGCUUGUUAACGGAGUCGUGGUUCUUCAUUGAUUUUGCCCUUGCUUCUGCUAUUGUGACGGGUUUGCUUACCCUCAUCGAACCUUCUAGUUGCUUGUUGCAGGUUUGCGUUUUCUGGACUCUACAAGAAGGAGCAGGGUAUGGAAGCCCAGUUGCUAACUGCCCAGUCCAGGAUGCUUGUGACCUUCAAAGAUGUGCUUGUGGACUUCACCAAGGAGGAGUGGAAGCUCCUGAAUGCUUCUCAACAGAUCAUGUACAAACAUGUGAUGCUUGAGAACUAUAAGAACCUGGUUUCCUUGGGGCAUCAGUUUCCCAAACCAGACGUGAUACUCCAGUUGGAGAAAGGUGAAGACCCCUGGCUGAUGGAGAUUCACCAAGAGACGUUUCCAGAUUCAGAGACUGCAGUUGAAAUUAAGUCAUCAAUAUCCAGUAAGAGCAUCUUUCAAGAUAAACAAUCCUAUGACAUUAAAAUGGAAGGAAUGGCAAGGAAUGAACUCUGGUAUUUGUCAUUAGAAGAAGUCUGGAAAUGUGAAGACCAGUUGGACAAGUAUCAGGAAAACCAGGAGAAACAUUUGAGGCAAGUGGCAUUCACACAAAAGAAAGUACUUACUCCAGAGCGAGUCUGUGAAAAUGGGAAAUAUGGGGGAAAUGGUCUUCUCCCUGCUCAGCUGGCAUUAAGAGAGUAUUUCCAUAAACAUGACUCACAUAAUAAAAGCUUAAAACACAAUUUAGUUUUUACUGGUAAUCAGGAAAGCUAUGCAAGUGACAGUAAUGAAUGUGGUCAAACAUUCUGUCAAAACAUUCACCUCAUUCAGUUUGCAAGAACUCAAACAGGAGGUAAACCCUACAAAUGCCCUGAUACUGAUGACUCUCUUACUCAUGGUACAUCCCUUGGUAUAUCGAAGGACAUGCAUAGAGAGAAACCUUAUGAAUGUAAAGAAUGUGGAAAAUUCUUCAGUUGGCGCUCUAAUCUUACCAGGCACCAGCUUAUUCAUACCGGAGAGAAACCCUAUGAAUGUAAAGAAUGUGGAAAAUCUUUCAGCCGGAGUUCUCACCUCACUGGACACCAAAAGACUCAUACUGGUGAGGAACCCUAUGAAUGUAAAGAAUGUGGAAAAUGCUUCAGCUGGUUCUCUCACCUUGUUACACAUCAGAGAACUCACACUGGAGACAAACUGUAUACAUGUACUCAGUGUGGGAAAGCUUUUGUUCAUAGCUCCAGGCUUAUUAGGCACCAGAGAACCCACACUGGAGAGAAACCCUAUGAGUGUCCUGAAUGUGGAAAAUCUUUCAGACAAAGCACACACCUCAUUCUGCACCAGAGAACACAUGUCAGGGUGAGGCCGUAUGAAUGUAAUGAGUGUGGCAAGUCUUACAGUCAGAGAUCCCAUCUCGUUGUGCAUCAUAGAACACACACUGGACUGAAACCCUUUGAGUGCAAAGAUUGUGGGAAAUGCUUUAGCCGAAGCUCUCACCUCUUUUCACAUCAGAGAACCCAUACUGGAGAAAAACCUUAUGAAUGUCAUGAUUGUGGUAAGUCCUUCAGCCAGAGCUCUGCCCUGAUCGUGCACCAGAGAAUCCAUACUGGAGAGAAACCAUAUGAAUGUUGUCAGUGUGGGAAAGCCUUCAUCCGGAAGAAUGACCUUAUUAAGCAUCAAAGAAUUCAUAUUGGAGAAGAGACCUUUAAAUGUAAUCAGUGUGGAAUUAUCUUCAGCCAGAACUCUCCAUUUAUAGUACAUCAGAUAGCUCACACUGGAGAGAAAUUCUUAACAUGUAAUCAGUGUGGGACAGCUCUUGUUAAUAGCUCUAACCUUAUUAGGUACCAGACAAGUCAUAUUGGAUAAAGUACUAAUAUGAGUAGGGAAAAUUCUUCACAAAGAGCAAUAACUUUAUUUUGCAUCAGAGAACUCAUUCUGGAAAGAGCUGUAUACAUGCAAUCUGUGUGAAAAUGUUUUCAAUAUUGUUACUAUUCCUUUUGUGCACUAGAGAACAUCCUGGGGUAAAAAAAGAAAUGGAAAAAAAAACCUCUCAAAUUACAUUGCAGUAAAUUACAUUGGAUUUUCUUCUUUCCACAAAUUCCUACAAAAGAAAUUGGCCUAGAAGCAUUCUUGACCAAGCCUUAAUGCUUGAAUCUUACAAGGAAUCAUUAAGUUGGUGAGUUGUUAUUAAGGGGUGUCCCAGCUUCAUUACCUCAUCAGAAAGGUAAAUAAUCGAGACUGCCACUGUAGAGAGAAUUAUUGCUGAGAAGAGUAAAAAAUACAUAUAGAUAUUACAACAAAAUAUGGAUAGUGUUAUUCUAGUGAGUUAGUGUGCUGUUGUUUACUUGAUUAUCCAACUCCUCUGGGACACUUAGUAGUUUUUAAUCUGUUUUAUGUGUCUGGUGUAAACCACAGUUUGGUUAGCAGCGGGUAAAAUGAAUGCAGUAAAAGAACAAUACAUUUACACUGCUAGCAGUAUGAGUUUUUAAAUAUAUUUGCAUGUAGGCAAGAAUCGAAAGGUGUACAUAAGUGAACAGAAUUGAUAGUUUAGACAAUGGAAUUAUGAGUGAGUUUCUUUUUUAUGGUUUAUUCAGUGUUGUAACAAUUAUUUUUGAAAAACUUAAGAUUUAAAAAAGGAAUCUUCAAUUUUCCAUCUACCUUGAAGGAAGUUUGCUAGCAAACUUUUUCAUUCAUUCAGAGUUGUUUGGGGUCAUUAGUUAGAGUUCCACUCUUGAAGACAUGGUGCUAAAGGCACCUGAGAAUUUAAAAACGCAGUAAUUUUCUGGCUGAUGGGAGCUAGAGGAAACACUGGGCAUUUGAACAGGUCAGGGAGGGUCCCAUUUGAGUGGUAGUGUAUAAUAGGGCAAUAUUUAGAGCAAGUAUACUCAUGGGAUAAACACAGCACUGCCCAAUGCCGCCCUCCUUCUCAAGGUGGUCUUUUAUCUUUAUAAAGAAAAGAUAGUGCUUAGAGCAUAGACUGAGCAAGACUACACAGAUUGAAAUCCCAUGUCUGCCCCUAAUUAGGUCAUCUUGGGUAUGCUAUUUAGCUUCUUUGUGCCUAACUUACAGAUACCCUUGUCUAUAAAAUAGGGGUAACAACAGUAUUUACUUCAUAGGAUUGUGGUGAAUAUUAAACAUGUAAACAAAUUAGAAUAGUGCCUGACACAUAUUAAGUACUUUAUAAUUAUUAACUGUAAUCAUCAAUAUUAUUAUUGCCCCAGCCUAGUGUCUGUCACUUAAUUUAAACCUGCCUGAGUGCUUAUAAAGACUCUGUGAGUUCUCCCUUUCCAGUUCCAUGUGGUCUCCCUUUUUUGCCUAAAUCAGGACUUAUCAACAUGGGUAGUCUCUGACCCAUGGUGGGUGUGUGUGGAUUCGUUUCCGAGUUCAGUCAACCGUUUUUAAUAAUGUAUGCAAAAUUGUUCGUUUGUACAAAGGUGUUCCCUUCUAGGGAGAGGAUCCCAACCUUCAGACACUCUGGUAAGUCCAUGAUGCAAUAAACAAAUUCAGGAAGAGGAUCUGUUGUAAUUCUCUGUUUCAUUCUCUGACUGGAUCUCCUGUGUGUACGGACUGGCGGUGAUUUGCUAUUUUCGAGCAUAUAAGAUUCUCAGUGAUUGUUGAAUGAUACAUGAAUAAUAUUGAGACAAUAGGACAGAGAUCUUGAUGUCUAUCUGAGUCAGUCUAGAAAUGAUUGUUAGAAUCAUAAGACCUGAGAACUAGAAGGAACAUAAGAGAUCUCUUGAUUGUACAGUUGAGAUCCAGUGAGUUGCCCGAGGUCUCACACACUUUGAGGGAAAUUAGAGCUAGAACUGUUGUUGUGUGCCGUUGAGUCAAUCCUGACUCAUAGCAACCCGGUA